GUUUAGCUUUAAUUUGUUGCUUAAUCUUCUCAGUUUGCCGACAGUUUGAAGAGAGAGCAUCAUGACUGAGGAGUCCACAACAGAGUAUAAUCUAGAGCCAGACCAACUUUGUCGCAAAGAAGAGGUGGUUAAAGUUGGAUCCAUCAUCAUUCCUCUUUUCUUCACUCUUAUGGUUGUGCUUAGUUGCGUUGGUAACUUCCUGGUUCUGGUCAUCCUGGUGUUCUACGAGAAGUUAAGCACCCCGAUCAACAUCCUAAUCCUCAAUUUAGCUCUGUCAGAUCUACUGUUCACUUUUGGACUUCCAUUCUGGGCAUCUUACCACAUUUGGGGCUGGACAUUUGACGAAACCUGCUGCAAAGCUCUGAAAUUCCUGUUCUAUCUUGGGUUUUACAGCAGUGUGUUUUUCAUAACCCUGAUGACCAUUCAGCGAUACAUGGCGGUUGUUCAUCCUCUGUCGGACUGGGAGAAAUGCAGAGGGUUUUCAAUCGCCCCCUUUAUCGUGUGGAUCCUGAGUGGAUUGGCUGCACUGCCAGGCUCUCUUCGUAGCAAAGUCAUGUCACAUAUUACAAACCUUUACUGUGAAUAUGACAGCAUUGAAGUCAAACAUGCAGUUGUUUAUUUGCAAAAUGUUUUUUUCUUUAUUGCAUUUUGCAUCAUGGGAUUUUGCCAUGUCAGGAUGUUUUGGAUAAUCAGAAAGUCACAAACAAGGAGGCGACACAGAGCUAUUAAAAUCAUUUUCUGUGUUGGUUUGGUAUUCUUUAUAGGUUGGGCUCCAUUCAACAUUGUUAUGUUUUUGAGAACUUUGAUGGAUUAUGGUUUACACCCGUUCAUAAUCUGUGAUGUAUCCAUUCGUCUUGAUUAUGCAUUUUAUGCCUGCCGUCUGAUGGCUUUUUCACAUUGCUGUAUAAACCCUGUGAUCUAUGUCUUUGUUGGUGAAAAAUUCCAGAAUCAUUUAAGGGCAAUGCUGAAGAAGAUUUGUCCAAAACAAAAACAACUACCAACUAGGAAACUGUCCAGAGUGAAUUCUUCUAAUUAA
Molecule: messenger RNA, 1036 nt
Organism: Xyrauchen texanus (razorback sucker)
Lineage: Eukaryota; Metazoa; Chordata; Actinopteri; Cypriniformes; Catostomidae
Product: chemokine XC receptor 1-like
Exons: 2
Coding region: 62-1036 (324 amino acids)
Biological process (GO): immune response; G protein-coupled receptor signaling pathway; chemotaxis
Cellular component (GO): membrane
Molecular function (GO): chemokine receptor activity
Source: RefSeq, a predicted model, not a curated record